AACAAUUUUUGUUUACAAAUUUCAGUCUGAAAUGGCAACAAAUAAGUUUUUUUGCUUUUCUGAACUUGUCGAUAGUCUUCUUGAACAUAUUUUUAGCUAUCUAAGCCUUAGUGACAUCAGUAAUUGUACAAGAGUCUGUAAAUCUUGGAAUCGUUAUCUAAGUGAUGAGAAUAAUGAAUGCUGGCGCUAUCAUUGCCUACGAAAGCUUUCAGAAAAAGCUUUGAAAUCAGAUUUGUUAGUGUCCAUUCCAACAUAUAAAGCAAAGUUGCGAGCUUUUUAUCAUGCCUGGAAUCCAUUGGAUUGCUCAAGGCACAUUUACAUAAAACCAAAUGCCUUCACUCUUCAUCGAAAUCCUGUUGCGCAGUCUACAGAUGGAGCUCGAGCGAAAAUUGGCUUUGAGAAUGGAAGGCACGUCUGGGAAAUAAUGUGGGAAGGACCUCUUGGGACUGUAGCAAUUGUCGGUAUAUCGACGAAGGAUGCAAUUCUCCAAUGUCACGGCUAUGCACCUUUGCUAGGUUGGGACGACCAAAGUUGGGGCUGGAAUUUGGUUGACAAUUAUUUACUUCAUAACGGCGAUGCUGGAAAUUUUCCUUUACUGACAAAUGCACCAAAAUAUCAAGUGGGGGAAAAAAUUAAAGUAAUCUUAGACUGCGAGAGUCACUGUCUUGCAUUUGAGAAAAAUAAUGAAUUUCUUGGUGUAGCAUUUAGAAAUCUACCAUGCAAAAAACUUUAUCCCACAAUUACAGCUGUCUAUGGUAACACUGAAGUCUCAAUGGUUUAUUGUGGUUACCCUUUUGAUGGUUAAUAGUAUUUAACUUUCAAAUAUUAUUUAGUCAUGUCCAUGAGUCAUUCUUACCUAGUCAAAAGCAUUCCUUAAAAUGUGUGUUCAAUUUUCAGAGCAAUUUUAAUUUAUGACAUCAAUUUAUCACGAAAGAUCUCUUAUCUAGUCACUAAUGUAGAUUUCUACAUAUUAAUUUAUAUUAAUUUAAAAGCUAAAAAUAAAAAGUAAAAUCUUUCACG
Messenger RNA from Clunio marinus, 1020 nucleotides. The record is from the annotation of a GenBank genome assembly. Lineage: Eukaryota; Metazoa; Arthropoda; Insecta; Diptera; Chironomidae.